Messenger RNA from Lutra lutra (Eurasian river otter), 1770 nucleotides. Its product is annotated as insulin-like growth factor 2 mRNA-binding protein 2. The record is from RefSeq and is a predicted model, not a curated record. Gene Ontology annotation, biological process: regulation of gene expression; nervous system development. Gene Ontology annotation, molecular function: mRNA 3'-UTR binding. Gene Ontology annotation, cellular component: cytoplasm; nucleus; cytosol. NCBI's taxonomy places the organism in Eukaryota, Metazoa, Chordata, Mammalia, Carnivora, Mustelidae.
AUGAUGAAGAAGCUUUACAUCAGGAACCUGAUCCCCACCGUCACUGCCAACAACCCCUGGCAGCUCUUUGAGGACAGGAAGCUGCCCCUGGAGGGACAGGUCCUGCUCAAGUCUGACUACGCCUUGGUGGACUACCCCAACCAGAACUGGGCCAUCCGACUAUCAGAUAAAGUGGAAUUGCAUGGGAAAAUCAUGGAAGUUGAUGACUCAGUCUCUAAAAAGCUUAGGAGCAGAAAAAUUCAGAUCAGAAACAUCCCUCCUCACCUGCAGUGGGAGGUGCUGGACGGACUUUUGGCUCAGUAUGGGACAGUGGAGAAUGUAGAACAAGUCAACACAGAUACAGAAACUGUCGUUGUCAACAUCACAUACACAACCAGAGAAGAAGCAAAAACAGCCAUCGAGAAGCUAAGUGGGCAUCAGUUUGAGAACUACUCCUUCAAGACCUCCUACAUCCCGGAUGAAGAGGUGAGCUCCCUUUUACCCCCUCAGCAAGCCCAGCAAGCCCACUCUUCCCAGGAGGAAGGCCAUGCCCCUGCCUCUUCUCGGGCCAGACAGAUUGAUUUCCUGCUGCAGAACCUGGUCCCCACCCAGUCUGUUGGUGCCAUCAUCGGAAAGGAGGGCUUGACCAUAAAGAACAUCACUAAGCAGACCCAGUCCCGGGUAGACAUGCAUAGAAAGGAGAACUCUGGGGCUGCAGAGAAGCCUGUCACUAUCCAUGCCACCCCGGAGGGGACCUCAGAAGCAUGCCGCAUGAUUCUUGAAAUCACGCAGAAAGAGGCUGAUGAGACCAAACCAGCUGAAGAGAUUCCUCCAAAAAUUUUGGCCCACAAUGGCUUAGUUGGAAGACUGACUGGAAAAGAAGGCAGAAAUUUGAAGAAAAUUGAACAUGAGACAGGGACCAAGAUAACAAUCUCACCCCUGCAGGAUUUGAGCACGUACAACCCCGAAAGAACCAUCACGGUGAAGGGCACAGUCCAGGCCUGUGCCAAUGCAGAUGUAGAGAUCAUAAAGAAGCUCCGUGAGGCCUUUGAAAAUGAUACGUUGGCUAUUUAUGAACAAGCCAAUCUGAUCCUGGGGUUGAACUUCAGGGUACUUGGCAUCUUUUCAUCCAUGCUGCCUCCAACAGCAGGGCCCCGAGGAGCUCCCUCCACUUCCCAUUACCACCCUUUCGCUACCCACUCCGGAUACUUCUCCAGCUUGUACCCCCCUCACCAUUUCGGACCUUUCCUGCAUCACCACUCCUAUCCAGAGCAGGAGACCGUGAAUCUCUUCAUCCCAACCCAGGCUGUAGGUGCCAUCAUCGGGAAGAAGGGGGCGUGCAUUAACCAGCUGACCAGGUUCGCUGGGGCCUCCAUCAAGAUGGCCCUGGCGGUAGGCCCAGAUGUCAGCGAAAGGAUGGUCAUCAUCGCUGGCCCACCUGAAGCCCAGUUCAAGGCCCAGGGGAGGAUCUUUUGGAAACUGAAAGAAGAAAACUUCUUUAACCCCAAAGAAGAGGUCAAGCUGGAAGCCCACAUUAGAGUGCCCUCUUCCACAGCUGGCCGGACUGGCAAGGGUGGUAAAACCAUGAAUGAACUGCAGAACUUAACCAGUGCAGAACACAUCGUGCCUCGUGACCACUCGCCAGAUGAAAAUGAGGAAGUGAUCGUCAGAAUUAUUGGGCAUUUCUUUGCUAGCCAGACCGCACAGAGCAAGAUCAGGGAAAGUGUACAACCAGUGAAGCAGCAGGAGCAGAAAUAUCCUCAGGGAGUCACCUCGCAGCGCAGCAAGUGA